This is a messenger RNA of Ctenocephalides felis (cat flea), 697 nucleotides long. RefSeq names its product fidgetin-like protein 1. Lineage: Eukaryota; Metazoa; Arthropoda; Insecta; Siphonaptera; Pulicidae. Gene Ontology annotation, molecular function: ATP hydrolysis activity; ATP binding; microtubule severing ATPase activity. The record is from RefSeq and is a predicted model, not a curated record.
AUGCUGACAGGAAAGUGCAUAGCCAGUCAAUCAGGAUCAACUUUCUUCAGUAUAAGUGCCUCCAGCUUGACCUCCAAAUGGGUAGGAGAUGGUGAGAAAUGGUGAGCAUUAUUCGCAGUUGCAAAUGUACAUCAACCAGCUGUAGUUUUCAUAGACGAAAUAGAUUCCCUCCUAUCCCAGCGCUCCGACACAGAGCACGAGAGCUCCCGCAGAAUCAAAACCGAAUUCCUGGUUCAGUUAGACGGCGCAGGGACUGGUGAAAGUGAUAGGAUAUUAGUCAUAGGUGCCACUAAUAGGCCCCAAGAACUAGACGAAGCUGCUAGACGAAGAUUGGUUAAACGGCUUUAUAUUCCUUUACCAGAUAAACCAGCAAGAAAUCAAAUGGUCAGUCGCCUCAUGCAAUCAGAAAAUCAUUCUUUGACUGAUGAAGAAAUUAACAGCAUAUCUGAUCUAACUGACGGUUACUCUGGUUCGGAUAUGAAGAAUCUUUGCCAGGAAGCUGCUCUCGGUCCAAUAAGAUCUUUAGAUUUUCGAGCUAUUCAGAAUAUCAAGACGAAUGAGGUUCGUCCAAUAACAUUCCAAGAUUUUGAGACAGCUUUGAAACGAGUUCGAGCUAGUGUAUCAGACAUGGACUUAGACCAAUACGUGAAGUGGAAUAAUUUAUACGGUUCUGGAUAAAUAAUUCUGUCUGAAAUCA